Molecule: messenger RNA, 2129 nt
Organism: Zootermopsis nevadensis
Lineage: Eukaryota; Metazoa; Arthropoda; Insecta; Blattodea; Termopsidae
Source: RefSeq, a predicted model, not a curated record
ACAGGGUUAUGGAUAUUGAAAUUAAAUAGUAAUAUGAAUACAAUGUAUGAUCUGAUGCUUUCUGAACCCUUUAUAUAAUUAUAAAAGUGGUUUGUUUUGUACGUACCUCGAAGCCAGUAAACACAUUUAAGAUCAGAAUAAAAAAGUGGUUGUUUAAUGUCUGAUAUCCUAUUAACUGUACUUGGUUUCAUGUUAAAAAAUAAUGUUUCUGCUGUUCAAUAUAAUAGCAUAUAUGUAAACUUCAAAUCUAGCAAGCCCAGAAUGUAAUAGUACUAACCAUGGUCAUUAAUACUCUUACCAUCUCAUCCAUUUGCAUUAAUUUUGUCAAAUACUGCUCUGAAGGAUCAAAUUAUUUGUUGUUGUGACAGAUGUGUGUGCCGUGGAAUAGUGCUUUAUCUGUUCUGUUCUUUAUAAACAUGUUCUGCACGUAAGUGCGUAACAGAAGUAACUGUGUAAGUGCUCAUUGUUUUCACUGCUUUUCCAAACAAAAUGGUUUCCAUGGUAUCAGUAAUGGUUUACUUUUGUGGCCUAAUCAAAAUCAAUAGGAUUCAAUUGAUUACCUCUAGUUCAUCAUAUCUUUCUAGGUGGAAGCACUAUCAAAUGAAUAUUUCAACUUAUCUAUGGAAGUGGUUCCUGUGUGUCUUGUUAAAGAUUUCUUGAGCUUGAAACAUUUUUCUUACUGUUCAGUUAAUAAUAAAGCUGUUGGGACAAGGGAGUGAGAUAUUUGUGAUUGAUUUACGUAUGGUGUUUGAGUUGGUAUGACUAUAUGGACUCUCCUGAACUUGAGGACCUUCUAAUCACUGGUAAGCAUAUACAUGGAGGAAGUGACGUGGGAUAACUCCAUCAACAGAAACCAAAAUCAAAUACCUGACGAUUUUCUUUGUACACCCCGUAAUACGAAAUUUUAACAGGAUAUGUUUAUUAUGAGAUAUGAAGCAUGUAUAGGCAAGACAUGGUCUUCCUAUUUUCUAUUUAUUUUAUAUAUGUCAUGUAAGACACAUAACAAGUGAGUUGCAUCUGUUUUCUGAGGUAUUUGAUUUAUUGUUAUCUGUAGGUUUAAGCGUUUGCACAUGACAGAUUACAGAUGGAAUGUAAAACAUCAUCGGAGACAAACACAAAUCAAGUUCUGGAGAUUAUAUUCGGUUUUGCUUCAUUUAUCAGGCUAAUAGUGGGUGCUGAUUGGUUAUGGCCCAGACCAUGUAUGACUGUAGUAACUACUACUACAACCUCAGCAUAUCAUUACAAUGCCCCCCAGAGUACGUGUAUUGUUGUAAUUUACAUUGUUGUAUCAUCAAUAGAUACCAUAAAGAACUUUGGGAGACCUGGUGUUUUUGGUUUGGAGUAAUAUUUUUUUUUUUACUUGUUCUUAUAUUGGCGUUUUCGUACGUCAUCGCUUCCUGUAAGCAUAAACAACAUAAUCUCAUUCGUAUCAGAAAUAUUUCAUCUCCAGCAACAGUCACAGUAAUUAGCACUAUAAGUGGACCAGGAGGCAUCAUUCAACCGAAAAUUAACUACACAAAGGAGCAUCCCACUCCAGUGCAAGAUACUGCAAUCAUUAGCAACUCUGAUUUACAUGUGGAGGAUUUUGCAGGUCCUCUGGAUCCCCCUUAUCCAGCAGUUCAACCAGUAACUAUAGUAAGGGGGAGCGUCCCUCCGCAAGGAUUUCGACAAACCACUAGCUAUACCGAAUUGGUACUACCUCCAGGAUAUGUCGACACAGAACAUUACAAAAGACCAAUUUAAGGUUCUUAUUUCCUCAGAAUACUAUGCAGUACAGGUAGCCCUUGAUUUACGCCAGGGACGCGUUCCUGGACGAAGCGGCGUAAACGGAAUCGGCGUAAAUUGAAACUCUUUUAUAAUGUAAAUCUAUGGGAAGUCAAUGACAUGCGUUCCCAGCACUGAAACGUUGACGAGUAAUAUAAUGGCAUUACAUUUAAAGAUCAGAAAUAACACAAAUAAAAUAAAGUGAAUUUAAAAAAUAUAUUUUAUACUCUUACAAUCGGCGAUUCGUUGGUCACUGUGAUUCUUUCAUGUGAUUGAUGUGUACAGUCAUCUCUGCUGUUCUGCGAUAGUUGCAUUCAUGAAAGACGCCGACCUAUAGAAAAUCACGUAGUAAAAAUAACCCCGGU